ACAUCAGAAGAGGCGCCUGAAGUAGCCCUGGGCCAUUUUCCUGUUCAAAUAUGCUCUGCCUUGCACCCGCGCAUAUCGCACGUCAAAUGUAUCUGAAUCCUUAGUCUAUUCUUAGUUUCCUUCUUUCCUCUCUCCUCUCCCCUCCGUAAUUUUUCCAUCUUCAAUCUCUCUCCUCUAUUCUUGUUUCCCUUCAUCCCCGUUGCCAGCAUUUUGUCAUCCCUUCCUCCCCACAUUACCCAGCCAUCCCCUUUCCAGUAGCAAUUUAAAUAAUAAUUAUGACCCCCGCAUUGCAGGUAUCUCUGAUUCGCAACCAAUUCGCUGUCGAGUGCGGCGGCGUUCUCAUCGACCCAUCCACCAAUGAAGUCUGCCUGCUAUUCUACCCAGACACCUCCGAAUGGCGCCUGCCCAUCGGCAAGCCCGACGCAAUGUCGGCCGACCGCAGUCCCUCCCUGGACUACCAUCCGGCCGAGCACAGCGUGGCCGGCUGCGAGCCCUACGCCCACGCGGCCCAGCGCCAGCUGACCGCCAUAACCGGAUACAAAUGCAGCCACCUGCAUCCAGCCGUCCUGGCCCACGCGCCCGCCAACCCCUGCGCCUACAUGGGCAGCCAUAUGGUCGAGCCCCUGGCUCUAAGCAUCGAGCAGCGCACAGCGGCAUGCCCGGCAAUCGAAGCAGACGACGAAAUGCCCCUGGUGGAGCGCAGCCGCUCCACCGGCCCGCGCAAUAACCAGAUGAAAACGAGCUUCCGGCACGCCAGUUCCAUGAGCGCCCUGCGCCACCAGUCCCUGGACACCGACGAUUUUCGGCGCCCGGCCGCCCACGAGCAGUACGUGAUGACGUAUUAUUACCUGGCGUGGCUGACACAGAGCCGACUCGAAAGCGACAUUGCAAAAAACCUGGAUGACCGCCGCGACAGCCAUUCCAACCUACGCCAGCUGGCCAGGCUGCCUGUGGCCGAGGUGACCUGGUUCAAGAUGGACACAGCCGCGCAAGUCCUCACCCAUGCAUCGGAUAAGACCGCCUUGCGCGAGGCCAUUGCGCGCCUGGCCAGCUGCGCUCCGCCACAGCCGCCCUUUGCUUACUCUGCCUUGAAGUCCAGCCUCAAGGGUGCCGGUACCGCCAGCAAGGCUGAUAUGACCGUGUCAUCCAGCUCGUCGUCGGUGUCGGAGGAGACUGCCAAGGGGGAAAUCUCUGGAGGGCCGCUGAGCCGCGUUUUGACGCCGACCCGCAACAUGGAUCUGGUCCGCAAAGCGGCCAAUACUUUGGGCAAGCGCGGCGGUCUGCUGAAGCCAAAGCAGCGGUCGGUGAGCCAGACUACGGCGGCUGCGGAGCCCGAGAAGAAGUCCAGCGAAAUUAGCCCGGCGGCCGAGGAAGCGGUGGUCCUGAAGAAGGCGCCAUUGCCACGCGUGCUGUCCAUCUUUUACAAGUUUGUCGGUGGUUCUGCAGCAUAAAGCAAGACAGGAUACCUGCUAGAAGCACUCUUUUCUUUCACAACCUUAGCGCCUUUUAGCUCUGUGAGUUGGUCUGCUUAAUUAUUUCGGGAAAGCUGAAGCAUUUGAUUUUGACUGGCACUUUAUCGUUUAGGUGGACUGAAAUAGCCAGGGGGAAGAGAAUUACACUUAGUUCAAAAUACAAACACGAUAUG
Molecule: messenger RNA, 1645 nt
Organism: Linderina pennispora
Lineage: Eukaryota; Fungi; Kickxellomycota; Kickxellomycetes; Kickxellales; Kickxellaceae
Exons: 3
Coding region: 276-1451 (391 amino acids)
Source: RefSeq, a predicted model, not a curated record